UUUAUUCGUUCAGAACAGAGUUCUGUCCAAUGCGAGAAGCAAACAAGAGUUCAUCGUCUGCUAUAAGGGUGCCUCAACUCAAAUCCGAACUAAGACUACCGAAGAAGUUGAUCCCACAUUUAUAUCAGCUUACAUUGCAAGCCCAUAUCCAUGGCACAAAUCAUUCGCAAUUCUUUUUCAAUGGUUCAGUUACAAUCCGAAUUGAAUGCAAAGAAAACACCAAUAUUUUGAUAAUACAUUCUAUUUUCAAUCUUUCAUUAUGGAAAGAUCAAAUAAUGAUUUUUGCAGAAAAUGAUAAUAAAAAAGAAAAUCUCUUGAAAAACAUGAUCUAUGUCAGAGAACGCGAAUGGCAAAAAAUUGAUCUUACUAGAGAUCUCAAGGCCGGACAAUUCUAUAUAGUUAUCUUUAAGCAUUUCUCUGCUAAAUUCUAUUCAAAUCUUUAUAAAGGGUGGUAUUUGAGUCACUAUAUUGAAGGAAAUAAGACAGAAUAUCUCGCGACAAGUCAACUACAGCCCACUGAUGCAAGGCGAGUUUUUCCAUGCUUUGAUGAACCAAGUUUUAAGGCUCAAUUUGAGUUAUUUUAA
This is a messenger RNA of Protopolystoma xenopodis, 584 nucleotides long. The record is from the annotation of a GenBank genome assembly. NCBI's taxonomy places the organism in Eukaryota, Metazoa, Platyhelminthes, Monogenea, Polystomatidea, Polystomatidae.